UAAAUUUAUAAAAAUAAACAUCAACUAUUACUACUUUAUUAUGAUUAGUUGAAGUAUUUCAGAAAAAAAGAAAGAAAUAGUCUCGGUAUUGAGUGGAGAAAGAGUAACUCUCAGCAAGUGCAUAUUGCAACUUUCUGGGUUCUCUUCUUCUAUACGAUAUCAAAUCCAAGUGAACCACGCCACAACAGGUAGAAAGAACAAUAAUUUACUUCCAUUUCAGCGGUGAAGGCUUCAGAAUUCGUCACCGUAAGAGUAAAUACUGGUACCACCACCGAGAUUUAGCCAGGCUCUCGCAGGUAACUGAUACAAUGUCACUAAGGCGUUUCUUAGGCUAUUCUGAUGGCGAGGUCAUGAGGUCUGAUGCAAAACCCUGUUCUAGACUAAUGAGACAUACAGCCGGAAUCUUUAGUGUUGGUGGAGCAUUGGGAUUUUGGGUGCUUUGCCGAAUGCAUUAUGGUCCUCGAAUUACAGUUCCAAGGAGUCUCCGUUGGGCUGCAUGUGGAGCUGUGACCGUAAGUUCAAGCACAGCUUUGCUGGUUCGUUUGUUUAGUCCUGAAUGUGAGCCCCAGAAUAUAGCUGCUUAUGACAAUAAAAAGUACUAGCACUGUUGGUAACUCCCCUUUUCCCCCACAUACAGAAAUACGGAAAUGAUAAAAUUUGGAGGCGUUGCAUGAAUGAAAUUGUAUUACUGUUUUAACUUUGUAAUCUACAUCAGUAGGGCUACCAGUAUGGUAUAGAUGAACCUUUUAUGGCAUCACGAGGCAAAAUUAGGCUAGUUACUUUCAUAAGUUUUGGAGCUAUUGCACUUGCAAAAGUAUGUUUUAUACUUUGUUUUUUCUAACUAAUCUUUUAAUACUUCUGAACUCUA
Lathyrus oleraceus (garden pea) is the source of this 868-nucleotide messenger RNA. RefSeq lists its product as uncharacterized. The coding region runs from base 309 to 602 and encodes 97 amino acids. The transcript has 4 exons. The record is from RefSeq and is a predicted model, not a curated record. NCBI's taxonomy places the organism in Eukaryota, Viridiplantae, Streptophyta, Magnoliopsida, Fabales, Fabaceae.